Messenger RNA from Penaeus chinensis, 4646 nucleotides. RefSeq names its product ABC transporter F family member 4-like. The transcript is spliced from 5 exons. Lineage: Eukaryota; Metazoa; Arthropoda; Malacostraca; Decapoda; Penaeidae. Bases 603 to 3926 code for a protein of 1107 amino acids. The record is from RefSeq and is a predicted model, not a curated record.
CAAACAAUAACAAAGAAAACAAAGACAAGGAAAAAGACAAAAAAAGGCAGAACGAAGAAGAGGAAGAGAAGAAGGCGAAGAAAGGAGACACAGAAAACAAAGCCAAAGAAAGAGAGAAGAAAACGGACCAGAAUAAGAACGACGAACCGAAGGAAAGCAAAGAAAAAAAUAAAGAAAAGGAGAAAGCAAAGAAGAAAGAAGAAAAGGCGAGAGAAAAGGACACGAAGAAGAAAGAAGACAAACCAAAAGAAAAGAAAGUCGAAGAAAAGACGAAAGAGAAGAAAAUCGAAGAGAAGACGAAGGAGAAGAAAAUCGACGAAAAGACGGAAGAGAAGAAAAACGAAGAAAAGACGGAAGAAAACGAAGAGAAACGAAAAGAAGGAAACACAACGGAGAAGCGAGAGGUCAACGUACCGAGGAUUGAAGUCGCCGAGGUCAUUUCGGGUCAAGAGGCGGACGCAGCUGCUCAAGGUCGACCUCCAUCCGCCAGCUCGUCCUCCAGCGCCUCCCCCGCCCGCUCGACCUCGACCUUGGCGCCGCCUCCGAGCUCGUCCUCGACCAAGGCCAGGGGCGAGGAGGGGGGGAGGGCGGAGGAGAAACUGAUGGGGAUUUUGUACAAGAAAGGAAAGGGUCCCUUCGGCUCCUGGAAGCGCUACUACUUCGUCCUCAAGGGACAGCUCCUCAUGUACUACUACUCGGAGCACGACUACAAGGAGCUGUCGAGUUUCAAGGGCUCGCUCGAUCUCACGAUGCUGGAUGAAGUGAGACAGAAGAAGAGGGGCUUCUUGAAGUCGCACUUCCCCUUCGCCCUCGGCAGGAGGAACCUCAAGCACAUUAUGCUGGCGGCCGAGACGAGCGAGCAGAGAGACCAGUGGAUGUCGGUCCUGAGAAGCUCGCUACUGAGACCAACGGGCGGGUCUGGGAAUCGGUCGGACUCGAACAUCCCUGCUCCUCGGGUCGGGGACUCGUUGCAGGAGAAAAGCGCGACGUUGCCCGCGCGAGCCAAGAACUCGCCCGCAUCCUCGUCCUUGAGUGAGUCUGAGGACGAGGACAAGAAGGACGAGGCCAAGGAGGAGGAGGCCAAGGAGGAUGACGAACCCAAGCUCAUUCAGCCCAAGAAGGUGCAGAGGAUCCCCAUGAGCCCGAUGGGGCAGAUCAAAAUCGACGCCGUGAGGCUGAGGAAGGUCGACAAAAAGCCCCUCGAGGACAAGAAGGACCGGGACAAGGCCGAGGGAGAAGAAGCGCCGGAGGAACUCGAUCCUGAGGCCAAAUUUGGGGUGAAGCUGAAGAAGCACCAUCUGUCGGUUACGUCGGCGACGCGAGGGGACGUCGGGGAGGCGAAGGAGGCGAAGGAGGAGGCGAAGGAGGAGACGAAGGAGACGUCCUUAACGCCGAGCUCGAAGCGUCCUAAUAAGAAUCCGAUCAUUCCUCUGGGCAAGAGUCCUCUGCUGAGCCGUCCCGAAGGCGAGCUCCUGAAGACGUCCUCGCCGGAGACCCAGAGGAGAGGAGGGACGCCCGAGAGGAAGAAGUCCCCCUCGCCGAGCAUCCCGCUCUCCAGGGGCGUCCAUUCCGUGCUGGCCAAGUCGGGCGAAGAGGGGGACGAAGAGGGCGAGCGAGGGGACCGCGAAGGAAGAGAGGAAGGGGAAGAGAAGCGAGCAGAUGGCGUCGACGCUCGGGAAAGGGAAGGCAGCGAGAAGAACCCGACCACGAAACCCAACAGAUCGCCCUCAUCUUCGUCGCCGAGCGAGUCCGAGGAGGAGGAGGAGAAGGAGAAGGAGGAAAAGAAGGACAAGGGGAAGGAGGAGAGCAAGGAGAAGAAGGACAAAGAGAAGGAGAAGGAGGACGAGGAAAAGAAGGUACGGGGAAUCCCCCUCAGUCCCCCGGUCCCGAUGAAACCCAAGAAGAAAGAGCGUCGGCCCUCGAGGGAUCCGGGACACCGAGAGGACAAGGGCGAGAAGGAAGACGCGCCAAAGGCUCUCGAUCCCGACGCGCCAUUCGAGCCGAAGGUGAAAGGGGACGUCGCGGCGGCGGCUGAGGAUGGCGGGGAAAAGGAGAAAGCCAAGGAGAGGACGCCGGGGGACUCUGAGCGGGCGAGGGGCAGCGCGUCUCCGGGGGCGAAGGAGGACAGUCCGAGCUCCUUCAGCUCGGCCUCGAGGGACCAAGAUCUGUCCUCGCAGGGCUCCCUCUCGAGACAGGGAUCGGAGGGGGAAUUCCUGCAGGUCUCGGUGACGCUCAAGGAGAGCGCGGGGGACGAGUCUGAGUACGACCAGCUGGACGAAGACGUUUUGCGAAGCGUGAAGCCAAGUGGGACUCCAGACGCGGCGGCCGGAGUGGCGAGCGACGGCGAGCGAGAUCAGAAAGCUUCGGAAGCCUCCCUGAAGCCUCCUUCCCCGCACCACACGCCCUCCUCGUCCGAAACUUCGUCCCCGGCUUCGAUCAGAACUCUAGAGGAAAACGAAAAGCCGAGGCUGCCGAAGCAAGGCAGCUGCAGCGCCGGAGCCACGCCCCCGAGAAGCCCCUUCAGGCGCAGGAGCAACACCAACGAUAGUUCCGGGUCGUGCAAGAGCGAACCUGAGACGCCGGAGAAAAAGUCGGGCAAGUUCAAGGCCAUCUUUGCGCGCGGUCGGUCCGGGAGUCUGGACGUGGGGCGCCCCGACAGCGGGAAGGGGGAAUACGAGGUCAAGGGCAAGAACAGCAGCGCCUUCUCCAAGUUCCUGCACAAGAAAAUGUCCAAAGAGAAGGUCAAAAAGGAGAGAGAAGGUUCGUCUCCUGAUAUGAAAAAGAGUUUGGAGACGGCCAGGGAAGCCGCGCCGGCCGACCCAGUGACUCCUCGGGAAGCGCGAGAGGCGGACGCCCCUUCGACGCCAAAGGAAGCGAUACCCACGGUGAACGUCGUGUCUGCCCUGCCGGAGGAGAGCGAGGGCCCCGGUGAAGCGGAGGUGGCGGUCACCCUGCGUUUCGGCUUCCAGGCGAGCGGCGAGUCGCGGGGCAGCACCUACAGCCGCUCCUCCACCGCCUCCAGAGAGCAGGACCCGCCGCCGAUGGUGCCAGAGAAGACCCGAAUCCGAGAGAAGUCCCCCGUGCACGACAUCCCGCGCUCCAACAGGCCCGUGCCCGCGAUGCACUCGAUCCCGAAGGAGGAGCCCCGGGCCGUGGAGGGCAAGGUCGUGGACGGCAACAUUUCCCUGGAGCAGAUCAACGCGAUCCUCAGCGCCAAGGAGAGCAAGAGGCGCCAGUCCCGCGAGCGAGAGGGCUCCGUGGAGGGCGACGCGGCCAAGGGCCUGGGCGCCCGCAGGCCCUCCUCCAUCUCCACCACGAGCGUCGAGAGUGACGAGCCUCUCCCCAAGACCAACUUUAUCGACUGUGAUAUUUCCUCCUCGAGCUCGGGGAGUCUCAAGGACCAGGCGAGGAGCCGCGACUCAGUGGGCUCCGGCGACCAUGUGCGCCUGUCAGCCGACCUCGAGGCGGCGGCCGACACGGAGGCGUCCGUCACUCUCCGCAAACCGAAGCUGACGGACAGCCUCACUGCCGGGCCGAGGGUGAGCCUCACGCAGCCCGAAUUCACGGUCGUCGAGGAGGACGCGGCCGCCGCUUCCCCAGAGACGGAGCGCCAGACUCGGGGCGCCUCUCCGGACGACCGUCGAAGCGAAAGCGAUAUCGACGACGACGGCGACGACGAAGACGAGGAGGCGGAGCAGAGCGACUACUUCCCCGUCGUCGGCGUGGAGGUGCGGCCGCCCUCCCCGACUAACCUGAAGCUGCACGACUCGCCGACGCUGAACAUCACCCGACUCAAGGCCUUCAUAGGAGAGAUGGAGAAGGAGGACGCCAAGCCUUCCAGCGUGAGGACGGGCAUCAGCCGCCUGGGCCACAGCGCCGCCGUCGAGAAACUCAAAGAGGAGAUCACCGAGGAGCCGCGAGACUGAGGCCAAACGUGGCUGAAGCUUUAUUAAUAUUUUACAAGUGAGAACAUCCGCGUCCAAAGGGCUUCUCGGACCAACUGCCCGGAAAAGCGCUCAAUAAAUGUCUUGUUAAUCCAAACUCUCAUCUCUAACACAAGCUUCGAUAUCUUCACAUUAAUGCACUCUAAUCUCUAACUUGCAACACAUCAACGUGAACAUAAUGCUAAUGUAUACAGAUGGAAAUUUAAACCCACAAAACAUUUAACAAACGCAUUUUCGGGCAAUUGGUCUGAGAACACUGAACACGCGUGCCUUGAUAUAACACGUGAUCGCCGAGUGAAGGAAAGUCCUUUGUUCCCUUAUUCUCUUGUUCGUUUGUUCUCCUGUUCUCUUGUUCUCCUAUUACCUUGUUCUGCUGUUCUCCUGUUCUCCUAUUCUCCAGUUCUCUUAUUCUCCUGUUCGCUUGUUCUCCUGUUCACGGGUUCCUUCGGAAGGCAAAAAUGUCGGAAGGUAACGAAUAUGUCGACGGUUUUCUUCAAAGUAUUGUUUUUAAUUGCUUUAUGAUGGAGGUGGCCGACGAGAGGGCAAUACGUUCACUUAAUUUCGUCAUUGUAAAAAGAAACUAUUUUCUCUUUCCUUAUUUAUGUCUCUCUCUCUCUCUCUCUCUCUCUCUCUCUCUCUCUCUCUCUGUCUCUGUCUCUGUCUCUGUCUCUGUCUCUGUCUCUGUCUCUGUCUCUGUCUCUG